This is a messenger RNA of Hippocampus comes (tiger tail seahorse), 2887 nucleotides long. It is a transcript of the gene rsrc2, whose product is annotated as arginine/serine-rich coiled-coil 2. Lineage: Eukaryota; Metazoa; Chordata; Actinopteri; Syngnathiformes; Syngnathidae. The transcript is spliced from 9 exons. The record is from RefSeq and is a predicted model, not a curated record. Bases 972 to 2072 code for a protein of 366 amino acids.
GCACAACAUGGAAUCCUCCAGAUCGCCCAGAAGCUCCAAGCACCACCAUUCACGCUCAAGGUCUCACUCCAGGGACAGAAAACGGAACAGGAAGCACAGGCGGAGUCGCAGCAGGAGCAAAGAGGUAACUAAUCACUCGCUUCAUUCCUUUAAUUUAAAAGCACAUUUUGAUGUGUUUUUCUUUUCGAAGCGCGUCAGUCGUUAGUGGUUGUUAAUUAGGCGGCCAUGGUGAGUAUUGGAUCAGUGUUCCCCAACCAUGGACCACUUACAUAUUGCAAUAUUUCCCCCGUAUUAGUAUUGCGUCAUAUACAGGGCAUUCGGAAAGUAUUUGCAGCAUUUCUUUUAUACCACAUUUUGUUAAAGCUUUAUUCCAUGCUUUGACUGUUUUUGAUAACUAUUCGUUAUCCGAUUCAUCAUCUCAUCCCUAGACAUAAGGAAGUACAGUAUUGGGCAAAGGGUGUGAAUACUCAUUGACAUACAAUUUUUCUGUCGUAAUUUUUUUUUUUUUUUUAAUAAACGGGAAAACAUUUCUGAACAACUUUUUUUUUUGGGGGGAGAGGGAUCUGUCAUUAUGGGGUGUUCUGUGUAGAAAUUUUGAGGGAAGAAUGAAUUGUUCCAUUUUGGAAUAAGGCUGGAACAAAACAAAAUGUUGCAAAAGCCCUUUGAGUACUUUGUGGAUGCUGUGUAUAUAUGGUGGGUAUCAACAUUUAAAAACAAAGGUUGGGGAUCGCUGAGUGAGAUGACAAAAUUAAGUCAGAAAGGAAUCGAUGAGCGCGGGUAUUAGAUUUAAUCCUCGGAUAUGUGUUAUUUGCAACCAUAUUCUGUGGUGAUUAGAUAUCUUUUAUUUAUUUUUUUACUUUUGUAAAAUUGUGUGCAUAGACCACAUGAUAACAUUUCUACAAUAAAUCACACUCAGCGUGCUAAAGCACGAAGAGACUGAACAGAGGAGCCUGCUGACAUAGCAAAAUAAUAUGUCUACCACGGGGACAGAGACCCACUUCUUCUUGAAACAGGCACGAAAGAGAGAGCCGGAGAAGUCGUCCAAAUCGCAUAAGCAAGCGGACGAGCACCACGAGAGGCUCUCGGCCGAGGACGGCGACGAGCGGUCGCGGCGCAAAGACAGAAGGUCGCCCAGGGGUCGCAGCUCGUCCCGGUCGCAUUCGCGCGACAGGCGGCAUCGUAGCAGGAGCCGAGACAGACGACGCUCCUCGCGAUCGCACAGCCGCGACAGGAAGAGGAGGGUUCGCUCUCGGUCACGUUCCAGGUCCAAGCACCGGUACCGUAGCAGGAGCCGCAGCAGGAGCAGGAGCAGGGAGCGAAAGAAAAAGAGCGAAAAGGUGCGCAAGAGGAGUCGAAGCGGCUCCGCUAAUCCGCCCAUCUUCCGGGGCCGCAAUACAGCCAUGGAUGCGCAAGAGGCCUUAGCCAGAAGGUUAGAGCGAGCCAAGAAGCUCCAGGAGCAGAAGGAGAAGGAGUUGUUAGAAAAACGUCAGCAGGAGGUUGUUGGAGCGACCUCUCCGGUGGCCUCUCCAGUUGCCGCCACAGCCGCCCCGACGGCCGUCUCGACUGUGGCCACCUCAGCCAACCACGCCCUCAACGUGGCCGCCCUGCUGGCGUCGGGCACACAGGUGACGCCGCAGAUCGCCAUGGCGGCGCAGAUGGCGGCGUUGCAGGCGAGGACGCUGGCCGAGACGGGCGUAGCCGUGCCCAGCUACUACAACCCGUCUGCGGUCAACCCCUCCAAGUUUGCAGAGCAAGAGAAGAAGCGCAAGAAACUGUGGCAGGGCAAGAAGGAUGGGGAUAAGUCCCAGACGGCCGAGUUGUGGGAGAAUCUCAACUUUGGUAACAAGGACCAAAAUGUCAAAUUUCGCAAAUUAAUGGGUAUUAAGGCUGACGACGAGGGAGAAGUGUCCAAACCGCUCAAUGACGAAGGCCUGAAGACCCUUCAGAAACAGGAGGAGAUGUUCCGCAACCUGGACGUGCAGUAUGAGAUGGCCCGAUCGCAGACGCACACCCAGCGUGGCAUGGGCCUCGGUUUCUCCUCUGCGUUUUCUCGCGGAAUGGAUUCCAUCUAGGGGGUCUGUGCGGGACUAUGUUUCAAUUUAUUCCUGGAGGAUGGUGUAAAUAACAAGAAGUUCUAUCAAUGCAUACCUGGCUCAAAAUGGACAGCGCUACUUUCGAAUAGAGCUGUGGUAGUAAUUGUUAUUGUUUGUUUUUUUACAGUUGGAAAUUGAAACCACAGUACUCCCAAAAAGGUUUGGAAUAUUGGCCUUUUGGGCUCAUGGGACUCCAGUCUUUCUCUAAAACUGAGAGCCUGAGUUACAGAAAGGCAUAGACGUGAACAGACUUGGAAAUUUCGAAAUUGCUUUGUGAAUCAAAACCCUGUUGUCAAUUCAUCCAACAGGGAGCCAAAGAGCAAAACGUAUGCAAAGAAUACUGAAACAGUUCACUGUUGGACCAGCAUGCAAAAGUCGAAAGAAGGUCAAAUUAAGUUCGCAUGGUUCACUCAUUCUGAAGAUGUACCUGAAAGACCAAUCUGCCUAACUUUUUGGGAGUACUGUACCGUGUGUGUUUGGAAACUGAACUGCGUACAAUGUGAACACUAUUUAUAGCUUCUUAGCAACAAAAAAAGUGUCUAAUACCCCAAAUUUCAGAAGUGUUUGAAGAAGAAAAAGACCCGUGAAACAUUUUAAUCUACAAAUGCUCAUUAGAAUUUGUUUGCUUGUCGCCUUGUAUUUUUUUUUUUUUUUUUUUUUUUUAGUUUUGUCCCUGAUAGGAAAAAAAGAUGUCCGCUCCUGCUUCCAUGACUGACACAAAUUUAAAAAAAUAAGGCAUUUGGGUUCAUCCCUGAAUUCCAACACACCCCAAAUAAAAUAAAAUGUCAGAAGGC